UAGACAAGUGGAGACGUUAACUUAGAUUUGUCUGUCUUUCCGUUAUUGUUACAGACAUUUUUAAUUGCAUGGUAAAAUCGUUUACAUAGUUCUUCAUUAUUUAAAACGUUUUCUGUGCUAAUAACAAACAUUGAGGAGUAAAAAUGGAAUGUUGUCAAUUGCCCGAUCAUUUCACCCUUUAUUUCCAUAGUAAAAAUACUUUCAGGGUGCAACAUGGCGCUUAGCAGGAUUCGAGGCAGCUUCGGAAUACUGCUUCACUAUGUUCCUGUUAAAGGAAUACUUCGUGGCCACAUACAAACUGACUGCAUGGCAUGCCGAGAAGGAGCAAAAAGGCACCUGCUGUCAGAAGAUGUGGUCAAGCUACAAGAAUUCCAGAGGCGGAAAUUGGCAGUUGCUCAUCAAGUGUCUGGAUCAAAAAGUGAUUUUUUUGAGGCAUUCAAUCAGAAGUUAAAGAAGAAUGAGCUGAUAUUGAAGGAUGAGUUAAAGCUGCUUCUUCACCUUUGCCAAUCUGCUGAGGACAUGGCCACAGCCAGAUGUGCAAUCUCCAGGUAUGGAAGGUACCAUGAGGAGAACAGUAAUUCAGCGUUUGGUGAGUUUAAGUUUGGUCCUCUGUUCAUGAGGCUCUGCUUUGAGCUGGGGCAGGAAGAGAUGGCUGCUGCUACACUUACAGACAAGAAUUUGAGAGGCUUUUUCUGUGACUCAACCUCUUUCAAUAUUGCCAUCGACAUGUUAUUUAAAAAAGGGUUAUAUCAGAGUGCUCUGGAUGUACUAAGAGACAUGAAGAACCAAGGUGUGACAUUAAACAAGGACACAUUCACGUUAGCAGCUGGAACCUGCUAUAAACUGAAUACCCCGGAGUCCUUUAGAAUUUGUACUGCCCUUUUGGAGGAGGCACAGACCAAAGGACACCUGUUGCCCAGACAUGCCUACUCUUUCACAGUAGCUCUCGCACUUAGACAGAAUAAUGUCCCAAAAGCAAAAUCAUUUUUCAGCCUGAUUAUGAGUACUGAAAGCAGAAUAUGUCAGAAUCUCAAAGUACUGAUACUGGCCAUGGAAGGAGCUAUGAACGAAUGCCUGGAUGUCCUGACCUUUGCCAUAUGCUCCAACAGCCCUGCUUUUAUAAAGAAACCUGAAUUUGCACAGGAAGUGGUGGACCUGGUGCGAAUGCGGAGCAAGGAUGGUCCUCUGAUGGCAAGUGUGGAGCAGGUGUUGUCCUGCCUCCAACAAUCCGGUCAGGUGACCCAAGAGAGCCUGGACCAGAUGUUGUGUCACACUCCCAGCGGGAGGAAGAGGAUGUCCACAGGGAUAAUGGAAGAGAGAAGGAUCAGCCGGAGAACUCUGAGACCCCUCCGGGCCACUCUGUUAUCAGAGUGAAUGGGACCCGGUGGAUUCCUCAGUGUGUGUUUUAGGGCUCAGUUUGAGCAAGGUGUGUGGGAUAUUGGAAAUCUGGAUUUGGUGACGAGUAGUUAUUUGGGAGGGGAGUUCUAGAUGAGUGUGCAGUCCGAGUGCCAUCUUAAAACAUCCUAAUCACAGCCUCCCUUGUACCAGUCCCUCAUCUCAUCUCACAACAGGCAAACAGGACUGAAUGGAGACAGUGUUUGAAAUGUGAUCUUUCUCUAACCCCCUUUUUCCACCAUUUAUGGUUCGAGAACUGAAACAGCCAUUCAUUGUUCAGAUGCAUAUUUCCACAGCAUUGCUGGGUGUUGUGCUUCUAAAUGUUAACAAGGUAUGAAAAUAUUGGCGGUGAAUUAUAAAUUAAAACAAUUAGAAAUCACUGAAAAAUGUGUGGCGUGGAGAAAAGGUAAAUGUUGAUUUGUAUCCUUUACGUUUUCUUCGUAUAUCUCAUAAAAAAUGUU
Molecule: messenger RNA, 1856 nt
Organism: Esox lucius (northern pike)
Lineage: Eukaryota; Metazoa; Chordata; Actinopteri; Esociformes; Esocidae
Gene: ptcd2
Product: pentatricopeptide repeat domain 2
Exons: 10
Coding region: 214-1374 (386 amino acids)
Biological process (GO): multicellular organism development; mitochondrion organization; regulation of mRNA processing
Cellular component (GO): mitochondrion
Molecular function (GO): protein binding; RNA binding
Source: RefSeq, a predicted model, not a curated record